This is a messenger RNA of Bipolaris sorokiniana ND90Pr, 1138 nucleotides long. RefSeq lists its product as uncharacterized. The record is from RefSeq and is a predicted model, not a curated record. The coding region runs from base 13 to 1032 and encodes 339 amino acids. The transcript has a single exon. Lineage: Eukaryota; Fungi; Ascomycota; Dothideomycetes; Pleosporales; Pleosporaceae.
ACCAUCCUUAACAUGCCGAAGCCUAAAGUUUUAAUAGUUGGUUGCGGUGCUGUCGGCUUGUCCCAAGGUUACCACAUCUCGUCUAAUGCUGACUGUACCUACCUUGUCCGCCCCGGCCGCAAGCCCGCUUUCGACCCGCCAAAACAUCUUUACUCCUAUCAAGACGAUGAAUUAUAUGAAUUUUCAUCCUACCGCGUCAUCGAGUCAGUUUCAGAAGUCAAGAGCGAAAAGUUUGCAUUCAUCUUUGACACUUUGGACGGACAUACUGCACGGUCAGAGUCUGGGAUCGCGACAAUCCGUUCAGUCGGCGACCUUCUUAAGGAGCCUCAAAACGCAAAUUCCUUCGUCGUCUUCGAUGCAGUCGGUUUAGACAUUGAAGAACACUACGCGACCACUUUAGGAAUCGCUCGGAACCGUCUUUUGCUCGCCUCAAGCCUGCUUGCGCAUCAAUCUACACCUCAGAUUCCAAUCCCAGAGACAGCGAACAAAGCCUUGGUUUCGAAAGCAAACGUCCUUUAUUCGACUCCAUCACCGGGCGCGGUUUUGGUUGUAUUUAAUACGCAGCCUUCUCUGACGAAGAAACUUGAAGCAUUCUACGACGUCAACGGCAAACAGGGAAUUCGGCGAGCUCCAGGAUUUCUAGCACCGUAUUCCAUUCCUCUCAUCAUGUUACAGCUAGUGACAUGGAAUAUUGAUGGUUUUGGCCCAUUCGAACAAUUCCGCGCGAAUACUGAGCUUUGGGAUUUGAUGCUACGCGCACAAACGGAAAUUCUGACCCUUCCACGGUUUGGUUGGACAGGCUGGCUUCUAUCCUUUGUGGUAGGAGGCUGGGCCGCCAUCCAGAUGCAUGCGCCUGUCGAGGUGAACGCCAGACCACUCGAUUAUCCCAAGUUCAACGCGUUCCACCAUGGCGGAAAGGUUGCAAAACAAGACCGCAGGAUGCUAGAAGAUGUAUUGAGUGAAGGAGAGAAGUCUGGAAGGAAAAUGCCAGCGUUGAAGGAGAUAAUCAAAAAGGCGUCUGAGCUUAGUUAGUGGUGUGCGAGUAAGGAGUUCUUAUUAUACAAUCUUGACCCGAAUGUUCGAAUCUUAUUAAUUAGUCGCCAAAAGCUCGUUUGCGUAGCGCGUUCGUGCCUCCUGG